Rhodotorula toruloides NP11 is the source of this 2268-nucleotide messenger RNA. Its product is annotated as AP-2 complex subunit beta. The coding region runs from base 1 to 2268 and encodes 755 amino acids. Gene Ontology annotation, biological process: intracellular protein transport; vesicle-mediated transport. Gene Ontology annotation, molecular function: clathrin binding. Lineage: Eukaryota; Fungi; Basidiomycota; Microbotryomycetes; Sporidiobolales; Sporidiobolaceae. Gene Ontology annotation, cellular component: membrane coat. The record is from RefSeq and is a predicted model, not a curated record. The transcript is spliced from 9 exons.
AUGGCUGACGCGAAGUUGUUCCAGCGAAAUAAGCUGCAGGAGCUGAGGGCAGAGUUGCAGGCAGACAAGAAGGACAAGAACUUCAGCCGGCGCAAGACGGUGCUCAAGCGGGUGGUCGCGAGCAUGACGAUGGGACAGGAUAUGUCGCCGCUGUACCCCGACGUCCUCGCCUGCCUCUCAAUCCAGGUCCUCGAGAUCAAGAAGAUGGUCUACCUCUUCCUGGUCAACUACUCGCGCGUGAAGCCCGAAAUGGUCAAGCACGCCCUGCCAGGGCUACUGUCGGACGCCAACGACUCCAACGCACUCAUCCGCGCUCUCGCUCUCCGCACAAUGUCCUACAUCCCCGUCCACGAGGUCCUGCAGGCCCUUGUCGAACCCUUGCGGCAUUGUCUGAAGGACCGAGAUCCCUACGUCCGCAAGACGGCCGCCAUCUGCGUCGCCAAGAUGUACAUGCACGACCGGCGGAUCGUCGAGCGCGAGAAGUUUGUCACGGCUCUGCGAGACCUGCUCAUGGACCCAAACCCGACCGUCAUCGCCAACGCUAUCGCAGCGCUCACCGAGAUCAGCGAGCGAAGUGACAACAUUCACCUCCGGCUCAACUCGGAGAUCACACGGCGACUGGUUCAGGCGAUGGGUGAGGCAUCCGAAUGGGGCCAGACCUACAUCCUCGAAUCGCUCAUGUACUAUGUCCCCGAGGAACACGAAGACGCCGAACUCCUCGCCGAGCAGAUAUCGAUCCGACUACAGCACUCGAACUCGGCUGUCGUCCUCGCGACUGUCAAGGUCAUCCUCUACCUCAUGAACUACAUGGGAAGCGAGCAGGCGGUGGACGACAUGUGCCGGCGACUGAGUCCUCCUCUUGUCACGCUCCUCUCCUCCGGUCCCGAGGUGCAGUAUGUCGCAUUGCGAAACAUUCACCUCAUCAUCCAGCGACGACCAUCCGUCCUCCGCAACGAAGUCAAGGUCUUCUUCUGCAAAUACAACGACCCGAUCUACGUCAAGCUCGCCAAGCUCGAGAUCAUCUACCGGUUAGCGAAACCGAAGAACGUCGAGCAGGUCUUGGCAGAGCUCAAAGAAUACGCCUCGGAGGUCGAUGUCGAGUUCGUGCGGAAGUCCGUCCGGACAAUCGGCCGACUCGCCAUCAAGAUCUCCUCAGCCGCCGACUUAUGCAUCUCCGUCCUGCUCCAGCUCGUCAAGACCAAGGUCAGCUACGUCGUACAGGAGGCGAUCGUCGUCAUCAAGGACAUCUUCCGGCGGUAUCCGAACCAGUACGAGGGCAUCAUCGGGACGCUGUGCGAGAACCUCGACGCGCUUGACACGCCCGACGCGAAGGCGGCGAUGAUCUGGAUUGUUGGACAGUACGCGGAUCGGAUUGAGAACUCGGACGAGCUGCUCGAUGAUUUCCUCGUCACGUUUUUGGAGGAGCCGGUCGAGGUCCAACUUGCGCUGCUGACGGCGACGGUCAAGUUGUUCAUCAAGCGACCUACGGCGGGACAAGAGCUCGUCCCAAAGGUGCUGAAGUGGGCGACCGAGGAGGUCGACAACCCCGACUUGCGCGACCGCGGCUUCAUCUACUGGCGCAUGCUCUCGACCGACCCAGCAGCAGCGACCGACGUCGUUCUCGCCGACAAGCCGACCAUCUCGACCGAAUCCGAGGCAAUGGACCGAGGGCUGCUCGACCGCCUCCUCCUGCAUACCGGCACUCUCGCAUCGAUUUACCAGAAGGAGGCCGUCAGCUUCGUACGCGGCGCACGACCGAAGUACCUGCAGGACUCGCCCGCGCUCAGCCAGGAGGCGAAGGACAGCUACCUCGAGGCCCUGCGAUUGCCGUCCAUGCCGAAGGUCUCGGCGGCCACCGGUGGCGAUGCGCCGAGCCUGCCCCCUCGGCCGUCUGCAACACGGCAAGAAUCGAGCGACGCGAUUGGCGGCGACGAGUACGGGAUGGGAGCACCUCGACCUGCGGCCGGCGCAGGUUUGCUCGACGAGGUGGACGAGGACGACGAAGAGGAAGGUGCGGCGCUCAACCCGGCUUCUGCGUCGUCGAGCGCCGACGAUGUGCCGGCAGGCGGGUCAGGCGCGGCAGGAGGAACGCCUGCAGACGACGGUCCCGACGACCCGCUCGACCCGUACGCGAGUCUGGCGAGGAUGUCGCUCGACGGGUUCGGGACCUCGGGGAUCGCAGGCGGCGGCAGGGCCGGAGAUGCGGACGAGUAUGGGUAUUCGGGGCCUCAGCCGGUGAACGGCGGGAGGAACGACCUUUUGCUGUAA